Ipomoea triloba (trilobed morning glory) is the source of this 1957-nucleotide messenger RNA. RefSeq names its product RING-H2 finger protein ATL46-like. NCBI's taxonomy places the organism in Eukaryota, Viridiplantae, Streptophyta, Magnoliopsida, Solanales, Convolvulaceae. The record is from RefSeq and is a predicted model, not a curated record. The transcript has a single exon. Bases 636 to 1727 code for a protein of 363 amino acids.
AUUUCUUUUUGGCAUUGUUUAGUGUUUAUUUUGGAAAGCACCAACGACUGUAAGAAGGCGUCCGCACCACCUUUUGGCAUCCUCUUCCUUCUUCCCAAUUCAAUACACGCAUGGUAUCUCUCUCUCUCUCUCUCGAUUCUUUACUCUGUAGAUUUUACACGCUGCGUCUAUAUUACAGGUUGAUAAUUUUAAAAAAAAAAUAAAAAAUAGUGGGAUAGGGGAGAAAUGCUGUAUCAGUUGAACAAGCUCAGAAUGCUGCUGUUUUUUUAGGGUUUGUUGCUAAAAGUAGGAUUGGCAAUUGUUUGGGUACCCAUUAAUGGUGGGUUUAAUUUGUGCGGUAUCUAGUGAGGUAAAGUCUCAACCUUUAGCAUGUUCUCUGAACCUCUGUCAAAGUACACUUCCCUUAUACCCUUCUUGUUAUCACAAUCAAUGAGUUGGUAAAUAAAAAUAUCCACUUUCUGUUUCUGCACUUCUUUUCUCCAAUUUAAUUUCAAGGCUUGUGAUUUUUGCUUUGUGGGACUGAAAAAAGUGUUUCAUUUUGGGUUAAUGAGCCAAGAAUUAAUGGCCUGUUCUAUAAAUAGUACAGCAAUUUAGAGAGCCAUCCAUGAUGGUCUUCUUAGAAUUCCCAUUUUAAAAUGUCUUGGGUUCAGUACCAGAAAGAUGGAGUUUUGAAGAACUCCUCUCCUGGUUCUUAUGGGGUCAGUAGAAAUCUUCUUGGGGAGCCCAGUCCCAGUCCCCCUCUACCAUCUGGGAACAGAAUUAGCCCAGCAGUGCUUUUCAUUAUAGUGAUAUUAGCAGUCCUAUUUUUCAUUUCUGGUUUACUUCACUUGCUUAUUAGGUUUCUUGUCAAGAAUCCAUCUAAUUCACCCCAGUCCAAUAGAAAUCCAGAAAUCUCUGAUGCCCUUCAGAGACAGUUGCAACAGCUCUUUAAUCAGCAUGACACUGGUCUGGAUCAAGCGUUUAUCGACGCUUUGCCUGUUUUCAUGUACAGAGAAAUUGUGGGUUCAAAAGAGGUAGAGCCCCUUGAUUGUGCUGUUUGUUUGAGUGAAUUUUUGGAGACCCACAAGUUGAGAUUGCUUCCCAUGUGUGGCCAUGCUUUCCAUAUUAAUUGCAUUGAUACUUGGCUCUUGUCCAACUCAACUUGCCCCCUCUGCAGAGGAGCCCUUUUCAACCCCGGGUUUUCCACUGCCAAUCCCAUGUUUGGCUUUGGUGAGCUAACCGAAGAGGAUGGAUAUCCUCGUGACGGAGAUAAUGGGAUUUCCGCUGACCAGAAAACAAUUGAUUUGCGGGAGGAGAUUGUGGUAGAAAAAGGGACUUUUCCUGUGAGACUUGGCAAGUUCUGUAAAUUGAACAAUGUGUCGAGUGAGGGAGAAGGAGAAGGAGAGACUAGCAGUAGUAACUUGGAUUGUAGACGAUGCUACUCGAUGGGCUCUUAUCGAUAUGUUGUUGGUGACACAAAUCUCCGGGUUGCAUUGCCCUUGAACAGCCAAAGAAAUGGUGAUAAUAUAAAGCUUGUGAAAUCAAGAGAUCAAGACCCUUGUUGCUCACUUGAAGCAGAUGGGGAGGGGAAAAGAUUAAGUAUUGGAACAAAAACUGAUAGCUAUUCUGUUUCAAAGAUUUGGCUGUGGUCGAAGAAGGGGAAGUUUGCUAGCUCUUCUAACUCCCUAGUGGAAAAUCCUCCUACCAUUGAUGUGGAUUUACCAUGGAUGAAGAGAAGAGUUGGCUGAGUAAAAAGGAUAGUCUGAUAUGUAUUUUGCUUGUUUAUCCUGUUAUCCAUCAACAGAAACUGUUGAAAUGCUUUUUGUAGAAAGUAAAAUAGUGAUCUUAAUCCUCAAUUCUUUUCUUUGUUAUUGCUUGGCAGGUGUUCUAAGAAACUGAUGUCUUGAAUCCUGAGCUCUUAGAGUCUACUUUAUUCAUAGAGUAAUACGAGCUGGGUCCUCUGAGUAUAGUUACACCA